CUCUGUUGACGUGAACGCCUACUUGGGGGUAUCCAGAUCUUGCAGCUCUAAGAAGCUUCCCUUUCUCACUCCUCACUCUCUUUCUCUCUCUAGUUCUUCUUUUUUCUCUCAAACCACAUUGAAGGAUUGAUACGAGACAGCGAUGAAUUUGGUGCAAGAAAACAAGAUAACAGAGAUUCAAACAAAUUCGCCAUGAAAGCUCAUCGUUUGAGCUUCUUCAUUUCGUUUCUAUCUUUAUUCGCUACAUUCAUCACAGCCAGAGGAUUAACGUUUCUCCACGAUUCCGGCAUUCCCUACCGGAGAAUUCUACAUCAGCCGCUCUUUCCAAUAGGCUCCGAGCCACCGGCGGACAUUGACUUGUCUCCACCGCCUCCACCGCCGCCGGAUUCUCCGUCGGAUGAUCAGCCGUUUUUCCAUGAGCUGCCGACGAGUCCAGAUCAGAGUCAACCAUCUCCUUCCUCAAAUACUAAUGGAACUAUGCCAAUCCCCGCCUCUACGGCGCAACCGUCCAAGCCUACGAAGACUGUCGCGAUUGCUAUUUCGGUUGGGAUUGUGACUUUGGGGAUGCUUUCAGCUCUUGCUUUCUUUUUGUAUCGUCACCGCGCGAAACAUCCCGGGGAGUCGCAGAAGCUUGUUGGAGGGAAUAAUCCGGAGAGAUUUGUGGAGGAUUCGAGAGCGCCGCCUUCGAGUUUUUUCUAUAUUGGAACUGUUGAGCCGAGUCAGAGCUCUGUUGUGGAGCAGAAUGGUGCUAAUGGUGCUAAUAGUUCGCCUUAUAGGAAGCUGAAUUCGAUUAAGAGGUCGGAUCGGUACCGUCCGAGUCCGGAGUUGCAGCCACUGCCACCUCUGCCUAAGCCGCCGGUGGCUAUGUCGCCUCCGGCUUUGUCGUCUUCUGAUGACGAAAGCCAGGAUACGGCAUUUCAUACUCCGCAAUGCUCGUCGAUUGUCAGUCAUGAUGAUGGCUAUUUUUCACCGGCUUCUCGUCGGAGUAAUUCGGUUAAAAGCUGUUCAACGGCCAGUUUUAAGAAUGACCAUAUGAAUUCCAAUCCUCCUCCUCCCAUUCCUCAUUCCAAAAGAACCUCUCCUAAAUCGAGAUUUUCAGUUUCUUCGACGAAGCGCACCCGUCCUCAACCUCAGCCACCGCCGCCGCCUCCUCCUCCACCGCGUUCGUUUGAUGAUUUUCGUGAAACUCCGAAUUCGAAAGAAACAAUGCCUUUCUCUUCCACGAGACCUAAAUUUUCAAAGCCGCCUCCUCCGCCGAAUUUGGCCCUUCUUCAAACAAUUAGCAAUUCAGCCACAUUUCCUCAAGUUCCGCAACCUGCUGCAGCUCCACCUCCGCCUCCCACCACCCCCACCGGUCCACCACCACGGCCACCGGCGCGUCCGGCCUCUUAUACAACGCCUCAAAAACUAGGGUUAUCGGAAACCAGAAUGUCGGCAGUUACUCCUCCAGACUCCUCUAAGUCACAAAUCUACUCAACAGCGAGAUCAAACUCUUCUCCGAAAUCAACACCGAGUUCUGCGACAACAAAUUCUGCUAAAGACGUUGUCCCGAGGAUUAAUUCUAUGGAGAAGCUCGAAUCAGAAGAUGCAGAAGGUGCAAAACCGAGAUUGAAGCCCUUGCACUGGGACAAAGUACGAGCAACCUCAGACCGAGCUACAGUUUGGGAUCAACUUAAAUCAAGCUCAUUCCAAUUAAACGAGGACAUGAUGGAGACACUUUUCGGCUUCAAUUCUGCAAAUUCCGUUCCCAAAGAAGCCACUAGAAAGUCUGUUCUUCCCCCCGUUGAGAAGGAAAAUCGGGUAUUGGACCCAAAAAAGUCGCAGAACAUAGCAAUACUUCUAAGAGCACUUAAUGUCACGCGCGAUGAGGUGAUCGAAGCUCUUCAAGAUGGUAACCCAGAAGGCUUUGGUACUGAGCUCUUAGAAACUCUUGUAAAGAUGGCUCCAACCAAAGAGGAAGAGAUAAAACUCAGAGAGUACUGUGGUGAUGUUUCAAAAUUAGGGACUGCAGAAAGAUUUCUCAAGGCAGUGCUUGAAAUUCCAUUUGCCUUUAGAAGAGUUGAGGCAAUGCUAUACAGAGCCAAUUUUGAUUCGGAAGUAAAGUACCUGAGAAAAUCUUUUCAAACCCUUGAGGGUGCAAGUGACGAAUUGAAGAACAGUAGACUUUUUCUUAAACUCCUUGAAGCAGUUCUUAAGACAGGAAAUAGGAUGAAUGUUGGUACGAAUCGUGGUGAUGCUAAAGCCUUUAAGCUUGAAACCCUGUUAAAAUUAGUAGAUAUAAAGGGAACGGAUGGAAAGACAACAUUGCUUCAUUUUGUUGUUCAAGAAAUCAUCAGAUCAGAAGGUGGUGUUGAUUCAACUAAUGACAACCUUCAACCCCGCACGCAAGCUAAAAUUGAGGAUGAAUUCAGAAAGCAGGGCUUGCAAGUUGUGGCUGGUCUAAGCAGAGACCUCAGCAAUGUAAAAAAAGCGGCAGGGAUGGACUCAGAUGUCUUGAGCAGUUACGUCACAAAGCUCGAAAUGGGGCUCGAAAAAGUAAGGCUGGUUUUGCAAUUUGAAAGGCCAGGAAUGCAGGGAAAGUUCUUCAACUCAAUGAAAGCAUUCUUGAAAGAGGCAGAAGAGGAAAUAGUCAGGAUUAAGGCUGACGAAAGACAAGCUUUAUCGCUCGUAAAAGCAGUCACGGAGUAUUUCCAUGGUGAUGCUGCUAAGGAGGAAGCACAUCCCUUCCGAAUCUUCAUGAUCGUUAGGGAUUUCCUAACCGUACUGGAUCAAGUAUGCAAAGAAGUCGGGACAAUGCAGGACGGAGUAAUGGUUGGUGCUGCUAGAUCCUUUCGGAUAUCCGCUACAGCCUCACUCCCAGUCCUCAGCAGGUAUAAUAUCAAACAACACGACCGAAGCUCCGACGAGGAUAGCUCAUCUCCAUGAACUCCCAUAACUAUACCUUUUAGGAAGUUCAUCAGGUUAGCUUAAUCCUCCCCAUUAAUGGAGCAGAGGGAGAAUUUCACUAGUUCCGUAGAUAUUAAGCAUCUUUCAGUCCAAAAAACACAAAUGGGUGAGCAGAGAAUCUCCUUUUAGAGAAAGCGAUGCCCCGGCGAGGUUUGUCCGUUACUCAAAACACGGUUUCCUACAGGGGAAUAAUGAUAGAUUAGAUUUUGUAGCAAAAAGGCAACAAGGACAUGAUCAAAGUUGAUGAAAAAAACACAAAAAUACAGCAUGGGAAGGAGCAAUGGCAACACUGAAAGGUACGUUUCAAUGAAAUGAAGUGAAAGAUGAAUAAAAAAGAUAUAAAGAAGAUAAAGAAAGAAAGUGAUUUGAAACAAAAACACAUUCCCCUCCCUCGAUAUUAUUAUUCCACUUGAGAAUACACAACUAUAGAUAGGACAGAGUUUCUCUAUUUAGAUCAGAUUCCUACACAUUUCCAGAGAAAGUAGAAUGUUUUUGACUUGUUGGGUAAUAUGUUCUUGCAUUUGUUCAAUGUUUACUAAUAAUAAAUAUCAAUUUUUUUGUUCAAA
This is a messenger RNA of Benincasa hispida (wax gourd), 3512 nucleotides long. RefSeq names its product formin homolog 6 (gene FH6). The record is from RefSeq and is a predicted model, not a curated record. NCBI's taxonomy places the organism in Eukaryota, Viridiplantae, Streptophyta, Magnoliopsida, Cucurbitales, Cucurbitaceae. Gene Ontology annotation, biological process: actin cytoskeleton organization; actin nucleation. Gene Ontology annotation, molecular function: actin filament binding.